This is a messenger RNA of Racocetra persica, 1232 nucleotides long. NCBI's taxonomy places the organism in Eukaryota, Fungi, Glomeromycota, Glomeromycetes, Diversisporales, Gigasporaceae. The record is from the annotation of a GenBank genome assembly.
GCAAUGUAUCUUGGAUCUUGGCUGCAACAUGUCUCGUUUGGAUAAUGACUCCAGGUGUAGGUUUCUUAUAUAGCGGUAUGGCUCGAAGAAAGAAUGCCUUAUCUUUAAUAAUGCUAUGCAUUUUGACUAUUCCCAUUGUAUCCAUACAGUACAUAUGUGGUUAUAGUCUCGCAUUUAGCAAAACUGGUGGCCCUUUUAUUGGUGAUCUGCGAAACGCCUUUUUUUUGAAUCUUCAAUGGAAUUCUAGUGAACCAGAAGCUGCGUUUGUGAGUAAACAAAUUCCGGAAGCUGAGCUUGCAAUUUUUGAGUGCAUGUUUGCAGUUAUUGCUUCUGAAUUGAUCAUUGGAGGAGCUGCAGAACGCGUAAAACUAAUGCCAAUGAUCAUAUUUAUAUUCAUUUGGUCUACUCUUGUUUAUGACUUUAUUGCCUCAUGGUGCUGGUCAGAUCAUGGUUGGUUUACGCAAUGGGGUGGCCUUGAUUUUGCUGGUGGUAUUCCAGUAUAUAUAUCAUCUGGAGCUGCUGCUCUUGCCUUUUGUAUUUUUCUCGGAAGACGAAGAGAAACUUCCAAUCCUCAUAACAUUGUUAAUGUAAUUCUUGGCACUCUAUUGCUAUGGUUCGGGUGGUUUGGUUUUAACGGCGGCACUGCAGCAGCUUCCAAUAGCCGUGCUGUUAUGGCCUUUAUUGUCACAAAUCUUGCUGCUUCAUUUAGUGGACUAACUUGGAUGUUUUUUGAUUAUCAUUUUGAAAAAAAAUUAAAAGCGGUUAGCUUUUGUAAUGGUGUUGUUGCAGGAUUAGUUGCCAUAACACCAGGAUCGGGUUACGUUGAUCCUUACGCUGCCGUCGUUUUUGGCGUACUUAGUGGGUUUAUUUGCAAUAUGGCUGCUGCUUUGGUAAAAACAAAGAUUAAAUGGGAUGAUGCUAUGGACGUUUUUGCUAUUCAUGGAGUUGGUGGAUUUCUUGGAAGUAUUCUCACGGGAUUUUUUGCUAAUAAAGAUACUGUUUUUAGUCUUAAUGGUGAUAAAAUAGAUGGCGGUGUUAUCAAUGGCAACUAUAUCCAAAUUGUAAAACAAUUGUCAGGAAGUUGCGUUGGCUUAGCAUACUCUUUUACUGUUACUUAUAUCAUUCUCCAUGUAAUGAAUUCUCCAAAAUAUUUAGGGUGGAAUAUAGAAGUUUUUAAAUUGGAUGGAACAGAAGGCACGGACCAACUUGAAAUGGAAGAAUCUGCUUACUGA